Molecule: messenger RNA, 7493 nt
Organism: Liolophura sinensis
Lineage: Eukaryota; Metazoa; Mollusca; Polyplacophora; Chitonida; Chitonidae
Product: receptor-type tyrosine-protein phosphatase alpha-like
Exons: 27
Coding region: 1-3237 (1078 amino acids)
Biological process (GO): protein dephosphorylation
Molecular function (GO): protein tyrosine phosphatase activity
Source: RefSeq, a predicted model, not a curated record
AUGGCGGAAAAGUCAGGUGGUUGCUCUCGUCUGACACUGUUCUUGGUGGUAUUUGUCUGCAUUCUGACUUAUUCUCAAGCAGAUGAAUGUGUGGAUGGUUACUUUGGCUGGAAGUGCAAAUUCCAGUGUCAGUGUGCUAACAAUGAUGUCUGUGACAAAGUGACAGGGGAAUGCCCAAAUGGUUGUGCAACGGACAAGUACGGUACCAACUGUCUGCUAUCAAGCAACUGCAUCUAUGAUCAGUUUGGAAGAAAUUACACUGGCUUCCACAGUUCAGCGGGAGGACGUGUUUGCCUCAGAUGGGACAGUAACUUUGUAAAGCAGAGGGGCUUUCGUCCAGAGCAGUUUCCAGAUGGAAAAUUCCCCAAAAAUUACUGCCGCAAUCCUGGGCGCCACACCUCGCAUGUCCCUUGGUGUUUCACAAGUGAAUCAGCAGAAGUUCCUUGGACAUACUGUACGAUAAAAAGAUGUGACUGUGACGAUUACCGUUUUGGAGAUAGCUGCCUAAGUGAAUGCCAUUGCCACAACCCAGAUGAGGCUUGUCACAAAUCACUGGGCAUCUGUCAGUCAGGCUGUGCACCUGGGUGGACUGGAAUUGACUGUCAACAAGCCUGUAAGGCAGGGUACCAUGGAGUGGAUUGCCGGAACAAGUGUGGCCUUUGUCAUAUGGGUGCCUGUGACAGAGAAACAGGACUCUGUCCAUUUGGGUGUGGACCAGGCAAAACAGGCAAAUACUGUAAUGAGACCUGUCCACGGGGAUUGUUUGGACGAAACUGUGUGGGACUGUGUGGUCACUGCCGGUUCAAAGAACGAUGUGAUUCAAGAACAGGACGAUGCCCAUUUGGCUGUGAGGCAGGCUGGUCAGGAAACUCUUGCAAAGACGGAUGUACUCCUGGUCGUUGGGGGAUAGACUGUGAGAACCUGUGUUUCUACUGUGCUGGUAGAGUAUGUUGUGAUGCCAGGGAUGGAACCUGCCCUGGGGGAUGUAUUCCUGGAUGGUAUGGCAAGCACUGUCAUAAAGAAUGCCAGCCAGGCUACUAUGGGGUGAACUGUAGCAGGACGUGUGGAUAUUGUUUAAAUAAACGCCCUUGUGAUGCAAUAACAGGAAAAUGCUUGGAAGGCUGUGCACAGGGGUAUGAUGGAGAUCUCUGUAUUAUAGGUUUGUCUCGAGGCAGUGCAGAAGCAGCUGCAGCAGGUGGUGUCAUUGCUGCCAUCAUGGUUUUCCUGGUGGUCCUGUUAGUGGUGUUUUUAAUUAUGAAGAGACGAAAGCGACACAGAAAUCAGAUGUACAAUUUACAGGACAUGCAUGAGGUGCACUCUGACCAUAGUAAAGAAACAGACAAUCUAAUUAACAUGAACAGGGAAAAAGAGCACACUGUGAUGGUAGAAGAACCUGGGGAGCCAUCAGGUGACGAUAUGGAAGGGCGUACUGGAGAGCCAAUUUAUGCAAAUGUAAACACCAAGAAACAGAGCAGCCCGGUCUGUGUGGAGGACUUGUACAACUAUAUACAGAAACACAAGGAGAACAACUGGGAAGGCUUUAAGAAGGAGUAUGAGCAACUUCCAGUUGGGUUAUUGGCCAUCUGUGAUCAUGCUAAAAAAGCUGAAAACAAACCUAAAAACAGAUACGGAAACAUUAUUGCAUAUGAUCAUUCGCGAGUAGUUCUGGAGCCCUACCCUGAAGAUGUCAGCUCAGAUUAUGUUAAUGCCAACUAUAUGGAUGGUUACAAGUGUCCUAAAGCAUAUAUAGCUUCACAAGGACCAAAUAAGCCAAUGUUAAAAGACUUCUGGCGAAUGAUAUGGCAGAAGGAAAUUGGGAAGAUUGUGAUGUUAACUAACUUGGUAGAAGCUUGUCGGAAAAAGUGUGAACAGUAUUGGCCAGAAGAAGGAACAGCAAAGUAUGGAGAUUUGGAACUAGAGUUAACCCAGUCAGUGAAAUAUACAGACUUCACAGUCAGAACUUUCCAAUUGAAGAGAGAAGAAGAAGAGCGUGUAAUUAAGCAAUUCCAUUUUAACACUUGGUCAGAUCACGGGGCUCCAACUUAUCCCACCGCCCUGCUAGCUUUCCUACGCAAGGUCAACAAAUACCAAACAAACCUGACAGGCCCUAUUCUUGUCCACUGCAGGACAAUCCGUCAUCAAUUGUUACACCUAGAAGCUUUUGCUGGGAUUGGUCGCAGUGGAACGUACAUGGCAUUAGACUAUCUGCUGCAGCAGGCACACCAUGAGGGCAUUGUGGAUGUGUUGGCUAUUGCUCAACUGAUGCGAACAAAUAGAGUCAACAUGAUCCAAGCUUUGGAGCAAUACGUGUUUGUAUAUGAUGCCUUACUGGAGGCAAUUAAAGCAGGGGAGACAACUUUUGCCUGCUCUGAUUUCCACGAGGUGUACCAGACCUUGUGCACUCUCCCACCUAACAGCAAGACAACUCCACUGGAUGAGCAAUAUGAGGUGCUACAGCUAUUGUCACCAACAAUGGAGAAGGAUGAGUGUACAGCUGCCAUGGCUCCAGAAAACAUUGACAAGAACCGCUUCAAGAACAUUUUACCAGCUAACAGGUGUCGCCCAUACCUUUAUACACCUGUAGAUGGUUGCAAUGACUACAUCAAUGCAAUUUUCCUUCCAGGUUACACACACAGGGAAGCCUUUUUGGUGACACAGAUGCCCCUCCCUUCGACAGUGGCUGACUUUUGGCGCUUGCUGUAUGACUACCAGUCAGAUACCGUGGUCAUGCUCAAUGAGUUCAGCAGGGAUGACAGUUCGUGUGCCCUGUACUGGCCAGAAGAGCAUGGAUACACUGUGGAAUAUGGCCCUCUCAGUGUGGAACUGCUGAGCUCCUCCGAGUCUGACCCUUAUGUCACCAAGAGGGUCUUCAGGCUGGUUCAUUCCACAAAGGGAGAGGAACGUGCUGUUCGGCAGUUCCAGUUUAAUGCCUGGCCCAAGGGACAGAGUGUACCCUCUUCCACUUCAGCUCUACUCCACCUGCUGGAUAUGGUCGAGGAAGGGCAGCCGAAAAACAACAAAAGCCCCAUCACUGUGCACUGCAUGAAUGGAGCAUGUCAGAGUGGUUUGUUCUGUGCAGCCAGUCUUAUAUGUGAGCGUAUAAAAGUAGACGAUGAAGUGAAUGUGUUCCAGACAGUCAAGCAGAUUCGCAUUAACAGGCCGCAAUUUAUUAAUGAUGAGGAGCAAUACCAGUUUUGUUACCAGAUGGCCCUAGAGUAUCUAGACAGUCGACAGUGACCAGACUUUCAAGUGAUCAAGUUUAAACUGGCAUUAUAUUACUUAAUAUUUCAAAACUUACGUAUUAUUAACAUGAUAUCCAGUGAAGGAAAACAAGGGGUGCCGUUUGUAUGCGUUAUUUCAACUCUGCCAGUCUAUUGCUUUAUACAAUAUGCUGUGGUAAUAGAAAUACAAGUCAUUGUGUAGAGUUUUAGGGUCACCUUGUGUCACAAGAUAUUUGUAUUGGUGUGAAUGAGAUGACCUGAUGAUUGAAGUGGAGCAGUAUCUGGAUUUAUUUCAUGUCACAUCGUAGUGUGACAUAUAUAAAGCAUGACCAAUAUUAGAAUGUUUUUGAUAGAGAGAUUUGGGAUGAUAUGUCACAAUUGGCUACAUAUGUAUUAUUUAUAAUAACAGUUCUUUGGUGAUAGAUUCAGGAUUACAUUUAACAUGUGCAUGAUUACAAUCAAGUUGUCAUCAUGUCGCAAAAUAUGUCAUUUUGUAAAAUGUACUGAUUUAUCGGAGGAAAGAGAGUUGGAAUUGACAUCAGAGACCAUUUUGACACACAUACACAUUAUCGUUUUAAACAAAAUUCCCUUGGCAUAGGAAUGUGUUCAUGUUUGUCAGAACAUAUACUCUGUUUACGUUUAAUCAUGAACAUGUGGCAGAAGCGACUCAUCCUUAUGAUACCUUGGAAGGAACUGAACUUAGUGGUACAAGUGAAUUAUAUUGUUAAGAACAUGCAAAAAAUCUAGAUAAUCACAAUGCCAAAGGAAGUAGAAGUUAUAAUUGAUUAUUGCUUAGAAAAGAGAGUGGAUAAAAAAGGAUAUCUUUUAUUCGGUGAUAAACAGGACGUCUACUAUUAAAUAGUCAUAAGUCAGUGUUAAUUGAAGAUCAUUAGACACCAAAAAUCCAUUUGCUAUCAGACAGAAUGUUGUCAAGGUGUGACAAAUGUAUAAUACUUUUAAAAAACAUCAAUGUUCUUGUAAUGAACAGAAUUGAACUUGAUUAUCGAAAUGCAUUAGUGUGCCUGCAUAUAGUGUGUGACUAAUGUCUCUGUUCUCGGCUAUUUUGAAUGUGUACGUACAUGUUUCGGGUAUUGACAUGUUCGUCAUCUUUUUUGAAAAUGAACGAACACAGAUUCAAAGGAUAAUCCAGCAUUGUGCAUUCCAGGAUUACAGUUUCGUUACAUUUACCUGCAACAUUAUUUGCUAUUACUUUUUUGUCCAUUCCAGUCAACGACAAAAAUUUGUGAUUCGUAGAUAUUCUUAUAUAAAUGUAUACGUAAAAACAUUAGAUGUACUAGUUUUAUGUGAAAACUUUCUUUGUGAAAACAGUUGAAAGAUAAGUUUUUUUUCAUUAGAAUUAUGAAUCAAAAGCAUUGAUGUAGUGUAGUUCAUGAAGAUUUGGACAGAAAAUUGACGUUUGUUUGAAGAUUAGGUAAUAUUUUCUUUUGCACAAUUAGGUGCUCAGGUUUGUUUGUGAAUUUAUUAUUGAAAAACAUACUUUGUUUAUUCAAUCUUGAUAGUGAAUCUUUUCUUGGCAGUAACUGGAAGUUCCAAAUAAACUGUCAUUAAAUUACUACUAGAUUUUCAGAAAAUAUACUUCCAGAGUUCGUCUGAUAAAAAUAUUGAUAUUGCAAGUAUUUGUAGGGUAUGUGAUGGUGCUGUUAUUUCCAAAGGUUUACUGUAUGACAAUGUAUUAAGCCAAAGUUUUGCUGACGUUUGAAUUUCUGCAAGCAGAUAAAAUAUGCUCAUAAUGAUUUUGCUGGCAGAUAUAUACAAAUACAUGUAAUCAUGAUAUUAACUAUCCUUUUUUCAUGUUAAGUAUUUCCUUACAAACAAAAAGUUUUAGGCAAUGAUUUCCUUUUGCUGUAUUUGUAUUAAUAAUGGAAAGUUUUUAUAGAAUUUACAUGUACUUUUGCUAUCAUACAUAAUAAGGGUUUGAGCAUUUGAUUUUAUAAGGAUUGUGCAUUUUUUUUUCCUCAAAAGAUCAUGGUGAUGUGGCAUCUAAAAAUUCACUGAUAUAUAUACUUAUUUUACACUGUUUGGCUGUUGAGAGCGUUUUAUUUAGAACCCUUUGGAAUUUGGUGUGCUGAGUGGUGGAGUGGUCUUGGUUAAAGUAACAAGUAAUGUUGAGAGACAGAACUAGACUAUACAUCCAUCAUGGCAAUUAAAUUGUGUCAAAUUGAACUUUCCAUUGGCAACCAGCUGAUGACCAAAUGAUCAUUGGGAAAAUAGAUUUGGUUUUUGGUUGAAUUUUGCUCAGUAGCUGUAAAGAGACCUUGCACUAUCAUUGCUAUGUGUUGUUGACAGUAAGUACACAGUUGAUUAAAUAAAAGUCCACUCUCGGCCCCAUGUUUUACAUAAAUGUUUGUUUCAUUUUAUUAUGUAUUUUUUCUUUUGUUAACCAUUCUUAACCAUACACAUAGUACAUCCUGUGGAGGAUUUCUCUCAAACAUUUGUUCUUUUGGGGAACUUUGAAAAGCCCAUUAUUAUGUUUUGAACUUUACAUCUUACGUACAAACAAUUUAAAUAAAUAAUGAGUAUUUGAUACACUUUUUUUUUUUGGUUUUUUUUCCCCAUCUGUCUGCAUGUUUAUUCUUUUUUCUUUCUCUUGUUUGUUACUACUUGCCUUUGUUUGCUACAUGAAAUGUAUCUUGUUUUAUAAAAAGUACUAUUUAUAUCUUACAACAUAUAUCUAUAUAUAAAUACAUUUACUUCUGUGUGCACCUCCUGUGCAUGAACUGAAAUAUCUUUUGUACACUCAUGUACAGAUGUAUGUAGGGAUACAUAUGUUUGUUUUGAUUUUCUUUUUCCAUGUCUUUACAUUAAAACUUUAUCUAUACACUAUUGUCUUUUUGUCCAAAAAACCUGGUAAUUAUCCAUCCAUAGAAUUGCCGAGGGAGUGGUUGUGACUUUAUCAUCAUGUUAUUUAUAUGUAGACCUGUUUGUGUAAGAAUUGUAUUGAACUUUCAGAGUGCAAGUGUCCUGUUAGUAUGCAGUCAGUUACAUACCCCAUGUUCAGAUUGGUGAGAAAGAGAAUGCUUACUGAAAUUUAGUCUCAAGAAUUUUGAAAAUACCAUGUAGAAUUGGUUCCCUUUUCAAAGAAUGGUAUUUCUGAUUCCUAAAGGAAUCCUACCCAGUGGAAACUGCACUUCAUGGGAAGUGUAAGUUAAUUUUACAUUCCUACAACUUCAUUCCAUUGCUAUAGUAUUAUUAUUCCUUAAAGUGGGGCAUCUAUAUACAUGUGGAAUGUCUUUCUGUUUGAUUCUUGAGUGCAGCAUUUAACACCAAUCGGAUAAAUCUUUUUGGUUUGAACCUUCAUGUAUAUUCCUGUCUCGUAGAGCAUCCACAGUAACGAUCCUCCCCAGUUCAGAAAAUAAUACCUGUCUGCCUGGCUUUUGUUACAUAUAGUACUUGUAUCAUUGUUUUUUAUCAUUAUCGUCAUUUUUAUCUAUUUUAAAUGUUUCUUUUUGGUAAUCGCUUUAACAUAUACCUUUAUUAUCACCCUGUAAAAUGCCUCAACAGUCAGUGAAUAGGUAGGUCAUUUUCAUUGGAUUUAUAUUUGUGGGUCUUUGUAGCACUGGAUUCACACUCUUAUUGUAAUACUGCAUUCUUUUCUUUCUGUCUUAAAAAUGUUCCAGUACUAAAAGUGACAUCCCUCUAAACAUAGGAAACUUUUUUAACGUUGAUUUCUAUGUGUCCAUAUCCUUGACAUACGCAUUUGUCAUUUUGUCACUAUACUGGUAGUGUUAAUUCAUCAUGAUAAGCAAUAUCUUUCAGUGCUGCUAACAGGAACCAUUCAAUUUGUUUUCAUGCUUCAUGAGCUAGUUAAAUACAUUCUGUGUAGCCUUUUUGUUAUUAACCUUUGAGAUGUAUAAUUUUGUAGGCAUUAAACUUUCACAAUUGUCAUUUACGUUUUUGUUUGACAUGGGGGCAUAUGUAGAUGUAACAUUAAAUAAAAAUUCUGUUGGAGAUUAUGUGUACAAUGACACCUUUCAAGUUGUUACGAUGUUCUCUCUUGUUUCAGUCCAUAUUCGUUAGGUUAAUAUAUGUGUGAAAAGUAACAAACUAAAGACAUCUUUGGCAAUAAUUUGUGAUAAAGUAGUACCCUAUUGGUCGAUCAAACGUGUUGUCAAAACCAUGUGUUGUUGUUGUGUUGAAAUCAGGAAGUUCUUGUGUACUGGGGUAGAUUAAGUCUAGAGUGUUUCCAGAUGUGAAGGGUUCAUUAAUGUGCCUACUGAUGGAAUACCAUUUAUAUAGUAACAUCCUUAUAAU